AAAUUAAACGCUCUAGGCUGGCCAAACAGUUUUCAUAUAAGAAAGGCGGUUUUCCGUACGCCCGGCGCCCAUGCCGCCCUCUCAGUUUCUCGCGGAGCGCGCUUUAGGACGCACGCGGCCAUUUUCGAACGUCCCUACAUCUCGUUCGAAAAAAAAAAAGGUUUAUGGUCAUUAACUUUUUUUUGCGUGUUUGAGUAGACAGUUUUCCACGGACUGUAACGUUUGUGAGCGUGAUUGUGAAGUGACUGUUAACAGGAGCUGUCAGCUGUCAAAAACGACGAGAUGGAGGCGAAGGUGAAGGAGGAGGCCCCUGAUAAGGACUACCAGCCCUCCACCACCGAGAGGAGGAAACCACCAGUAGGCAAGGAGCACCGGUCCCCAGAACAGGAGGAGAGCCGCUCUUCCCCCACCCCAGGUCCCCCCAGUCCACAAAACAACGGCACAGCAGCCCUAUCCUCCACGGAAUCCCUUUCCCCACCGCUGGGCGAAGCGCGAGCGCCGGCGUUACUCCGCCUACGGCGCUUCCUGUCGGCGUUGCUGCAGUUCGCCAGCGACGUGGGCGCCGACACCGCCGAGCGCGUCAAACACCUCAUAUACAACCUCGCGUCAGGCACGAUCACGAUCGAGGAGUUCCAGACAGGCGUGCAAGAGUGCACCAACUACCCCCUGCGGGCAUCCGUUCCAGGAUUCCUCCGAGCCCUGCUACCAGCAGCUCAGAGAGACCUGCACGCCAGGGCCAGGAGGGCUAAACAGACCCCCCUGCAAUACGUGCGCGCCCACGAACACCUGAUCCUAGAGUCGGGCGGCGAUGGUGGCGACAUCUUCGCUCAGCCUGGGGAUUCCCUCAAACGACGCGCCAGCGACCCGUUCUACGAACAAACCAACGGUACCGAAGAGUUCCCCCCGCACGCGAAGCGCCCUCCCCCCUCCAGCCUGUUCCUCAACCCCUCCCCCUUCUUGUACCCCCUCCCGAGCAACGCCAGCCUGUUCGACUACGGGCACUACCAUGGGUACCAUGGGGGGCAAGAAGGGGGGUUUGAGAGGAGAGAUGGCGGCAUCAGCGUUCGCGACGUGUCCUCAAUGAACGCGUCGUUCCCGGAGCGACUUAACCCUUCGCUGCUCAAGUCGGACGACGAGUGGAAGAACAUCAACACGAUGCUCAACUGCAUACUUAGCAUGGUCGAGAAGACGAAGCGAGCGCUGGCUAUACUGCAGCAGAGAGGAGUGGAGCCCACAGAAAGCAAUGAUAUCAAACGGGCGGCCAGCGAGAUCAUGGCACAGGCAGUCAGACAGACAGAGGAACGGGUGGCCGAGGUGCGGCGGCGGGCAGAGGACGCUGUCAACCAAGUGAAGCGGCAAGCGCUGGUGGAGCUGCAAAGGGCGGUGGGGGCGGCCGAGGCGCGCGCCCUGGAGCUGGUGGCCAGCGAGCGCAAGGAGCGCCGCAGCCCCGCGCCCGCGCCCAGCCCGCCGCAGCAGAACUGCUGCUGGAACUGCGGUCGCAAAGCGCAGGAGACCUGCUCGGGCUGCAACUCGGCGCGGUACUGCGGGGCCUUCUGCCAACACAAGGACUGGGAGAGCCACCAUCAGGUCUGCGCCGGCCGCGAUCAAAAGCCCACCGCACUCCGCACUUCACCACCAGCCACGCAGCCCACUCUCCCCAACAUGCCCACUCUACCCACUCUGCCCACUCUGCCCAGCCUGCCCAAGCCCACACGGGCCCCGACCCCGGACAACCGACUAUCCCUAACUACCCUUAACUCUGCCGACCGAUUGCAUACGAAUCAGGAUAGGAGUCUAACUUCCACAAGUAACGAUAGGAUCGCGCUUGCUACUCUGUCUACUGCACAGGGCAUUAUAUCAACCAUUGGGAAGAAAUGACGUCCUAAUAAGGAGGUCAAAAUGCCGAGAAAGGUUAGGAGGUAAAUUGAAGUAUACGGUUCUUGGGUUAUUUAACCUUUUACUGAUUGAAGGAAAAAUUUAGGUUUUUAAAAUUCUAUUUUAACAAGAGGUUUCAUUGAUAUAGGGUAAGACCACCAGUGAAUGAACACUUAAGCAAUUAUCCAAGUUUGAAAAAUCAUUGCUCAGCAUUCAUUAACAAUUGGAAUAAUUAACUGCAAUUUAAUCAAUCCUCAUUUAAUAAAUAAGAAAGUAAUUUCUGGGAUUUUUAGUUACUUUCAUAGUUUUUGAGUUAUACCAGAAUUUACCAAAAACUACCCAAAAACCUAAUGAAUGAACAUAAAAACUAGUGAAUGAACACCGAAAAACCCAGUGAAUGAACAUUAUUUAACUCUUUUUAAUUAACAUAUUAAAAUCAUUUUUAUCACAAACACCGUUUCCGGUGCUAUUU
Cydia fagiglandana is the source of this 2347-nucleotide messenger RNA. It is a transcript of the gene nvy, whose product is annotated as protein CBFA2T3. The transcript has 12 exons. Gene Ontology annotation, cellular component: nucleus. Gene Ontology annotation, molecular function: transcription corepressor activity. Gene Ontology annotation, biological process: DNA-templated transcription; negative regulation of DNA-templated transcription. Lineage: Eukaryota; Metazoa; Arthropoda; Insecta; Lepidoptera; Tortricidae. The record is from RefSeq and is a predicted model, not a curated record. The coding region runs from base 283 to 1878 and encodes 531 amino acids.